AUGGUAAAGGCAGCGGAGAAGUAUGGGGCGCGAUGCGCGGUCCGCAACCCGACGACGCUGCUCAGGCAGGCCCUCCCCAUCUGGUACCACAUAGGCAAGACGGAUGGGCGAUGUGCGGCGAACUCGGCGGCGGCGAAAUGCCUCCGCCUAAACCACGGGGUGAUAACAACGGCACAAUGUCAGACUGUGGCGAGCAGAGUAACGAGAGAGGGAUCUGAGCACCUCGCACGCACCUCUUGCGAAUGCGCUGAGUGUGUCGAGGACAGGACUGUCCGCUCCUGCGCGAACCCGCACCGGUGUGCUGCUGCCGCGGCCAGACUAGUGGAAAAGCUGAAGGACCUGUGGAGGCCCAACCGGCCUGCGAACGCGGACGGUCUGACCUUGACUAGGAGACGUAUCCGCCAGAAUCAGACCGCACGCGCGGCGCAUGAUCGAAUCGCCUUCAACCCGUCUGUUGCAAACGGAACGCCACUGGCAACGGCUUUCCGGGUCUUCGUACGCGGUGGGGAAACGGGUACCCCCCCCGCGCUAAGGCCUCCUAGGCCCUACCAAGUGCAGGGGGAGGAGGUCGAAGUCUUCACGGACGGCUCCUGCGUGAAGAACGGAUCCGCGGAUGCCGCGGCGGGAAGCGGCGUCUGGUUCGGUGACGGGGACCGGAGAAACGAGGGUGUCCGUGUGCCCUACGACGAGCAAUCGAACCAGGUUGCUGAAAUGUACGCUGUCGCGGUGGCGCACCGUAAGGUGCCGCCGUUCACCCCCAUGCACGUCGUAAGUGAC
Trametes versicolor FP-101664 SS1 is the source of this 777-nucleotide messenger RNA. RefSeq names its product RNase H. Lineage: Eukaryota; Fungi; Basidiomycota; Agaricomycetes; Polyporales; Polyporaceae. Gene Ontology annotation, molecular function: RNA-DNA hybrid ribonuclease activity; nucleic acid binding. Gene Ontology annotation, biological process: DNA replication, removal of RNA primer. The record is from RefSeq and is a predicted model, not a curated record. The annotation marks the transcript as partial. The transcript has a single exon.